Molecule: messenger RNA, 1476 nt
Organism: Xyrauchen texanus (razorback sucker)
Lineage: Eukaryota; Metazoa; Chordata; Actinopteri; Cypriniformes; Catostomidae
Gene: rad51ap1
Product: RAD51 associated protein 1
Exons: 10
Coding region: 180-1235 (351 amino acids)
Biological process (GO): interstrand cross-link repair; double-strand break repair via homologous recombination
Molecular function (GO): double-stranded DNA binding; single-stranded DNA binding
Source: RefSeq, a predicted model, not a curated record
UUGCAUGAGAGUGCAGCGGUUCACACAAAAACAUGCGCAACCAACUUUGAUGUCAAACUAGACCGUCUAACUGCCUAUUAUGCAUUUUACAAACCGCUGUAGGGAAAUAAAGCAGCAGUAGUUAUAGGUGUUCAUAGGCAUACAGUGAGAUUUCAUUCACUCUUUUACUGAUCUGGAGAAUGGACCGACCGUCCAGAAAUAAAAAGGCUGUUAACUACUCAUAUUUCCAAGAUGAUGACGAUGAGGAUUUCGCAUGUGUGAAACCUCCUCCCAAAAAAGCUCGGGUAGUCAUCAAAGACCCUGAUUCAGAGGGAAGCCAAAAAACUACAAGUGCAUCUAAAAAUCGUGUUGUUGUUGAUCUCACUGAGUCAGAAAACAGUAAGAGGGGGUCUCUGGAUGAUAAACUGUAUGAUAGGGAUUUGGAGGCAGCUCUAACAUUGUCAUUGCUAGACUCUUCCAUUAAAGAAGAGGGAGACUUUGCCACCAGUACAGAUGAUCAUGUCAAGUCUGAGCCUUUUCAAAGCUCACCACCUGCUCUAACACACUGCAGUGCUGAUGUCAAAAUUAUAGAUGAAGGUCAGCCAUGUCUAGAUUCCCCUCCUGUUCUGUCAAACUGUAGUGUUGAUGGCAGUAGUUUAGGGUUGAAUAUGAUCAGCAGUAUGCAAGCCUCCCCUCAAAAUGUUCCCAAACAGAUAAAAGCCUCUACGAAAGCAACAGAGCAGCAGAGAAAGCUGCUAAAGGGGGAGAAGGACUGUGGAGAAGAUGAAGACUACCAGCCGCAAAACACACCAGAUUCAGAAAGCGAUGCAGACUUCACCGAGAACGAAGAGAGUGAGGACGAGACGUUCACAGUGAAGAAGAAAAAGGAGAAGACUGUAAAACAAAAAACUGAAAAAAAGAUCCCACAGGCAGCAAAAGACAAGAAAGAAACAAAGGAAAAAAGGCCGGUAAAAGCUUCCAAAGCAAAAAGCACAGCCUCCAUAUCACUGAUUAGUCCAGCUGUUCCUGUGUCUGGACUAAAGAAGACCGCCACUUCUCCACCUCUAUCUAAACCUGCACUCUGCUCCAGUCCUGCAGGGGGCAGAUUGUCAAAGUGGAAUCCACCUGGUCUGGUUGGCAGGAGUCCUGGUGCAUCUCAGAAUGCAGUUGUGAAGUCUCCUGGCCAGGGCCUGCGGUUAGGACUUUCCCGUCGUGCCCGAGUCAAACCCCUGCACCCUAAUACCGCUGCUCACUAAACACACUUGUUUUAUAGACACAAUGUAAUUGUUAACUGUGCAGCAGUCUUAUCGAGGGGAUGCUUGGUAUUUUCCCCUCUCAAAGAGAAUUUCUAGAAAGUCCAUAUUAAGAUUAUUUUUAAAGCUCUUUCAUUCUUUAUUCUAUUUGUUACUUCUUUCUCACUUUUUGUUGUAAGAUUUUUAAAUGUGGUGUAUUUAUGUAUUUUAGCCUUUUAAAUAUGCACAAUGAUAAACAUUAAAG